This is a messenger RNA of Zingiber officinale, 2463 nucleotides long. Its product is annotated as putative disease resistance protein RGA3. The transcript has a single exon. The record is from RefSeq and is a predicted model, not a curated record. Bases 1 to 2463 code for a protein of 820 amino acids. Lineage: Eukaryota; Viridiplantae; Streptophyta; Magnoliopsida; Zingiberales; Zingiberaceae. Gene Ontology annotation, molecular function: ADP binding.
AUGGUGGCACAAGGCCGCUUGCUGUGUAUCCAAAAUCACUUGGCCAUGGUUUGUGAUGGCCUUUGGGCUAUCAAUUCAAUGAUCGAAAUCCCUGAGAUGGGAGUGCUGUAUAACUAUAUUUGGCAUCAUCGUUUUAAUUCGCCUUUAGAUGUUCCUGUAGAAUUUGCAGAUUGGGUGACAGAUGUGGCUACAGCAGUUAUAGAUGUGGGAGAGUUGCUCAGUCGAAUCAUGGAUUGGGAAGCAAGUUUGCACUUUCGCCAUGUUAUUCUAGUGGAGCUGAAAGAGAUGUUGCGCGACUUGAAUUCUCUUGUGCUGAGAGGAUCUGCAAUGGGUCUUCCAAGGGACCCUAUGGGUUCUAUGAACCCACUCCGAGAAGACUACUCAAUUGUCUUAAAAAAUGAGGUGGUGGGCAGACAUGAAGAUCUAGAGAAACUCAUUGAAAUCUUUCAACAACAACAACUAGUACCAUCUAACAACAAUGGCGAUGAUUACAACCCCUUUGUUAUUGUCAUAGAUGGCGAAGAAAGGGUUGGGAAGACGACCUUGGCAUAUAUGAUCUACCACCACACUUGGGUUCGCCAACAAUUUCAUCAUCGCAUUUGGGUGGAUCUACCACUCAGUGUUUCGACACUCAAGAUGAUUAAUAUUAUCGGAAAAGAAUUUGCAAAGUCCAUAAACAAUGAAGAAUAUUGUGAUCAGAAAUUACACCUAGAGCUGCUGUUACAAGCCAUGUGGGAAUAUAUUAAUGAACAACUCGAUGGGAGUAGAUACUUGUUGGUGCUUCAUUGUCUAGAUUUGAAUAGAUUGAUCUCGCAACCAAAAUGGAGUGAGUUGAAGAACAUCCUGUUGCGUGUGGGCGGGCCGGGAAGUGCAGUCUUAGUCAUCCUCAAAUCAUCAACACAAUCAGUGAGUGAUAUGAGUUUUCAAAAUGAGGUGAAGGAUAUUACAACAUACUGCUUGAAACCUUUAUCUGAUGAUGCAUGGCUAGAAUUAUUCAAGAGACACGCAGCAAUGAUAAUCCCCCCAUCAAAGCGGGACAUAGUAUUCAAGGGCGGUACAUUUGCUAUGCCACUCUUCCAAUUGGUUGGUCAAACUUUUGGGGCAAAGUUUUGGGGAUCGUUAGGCCAUAGUAUUCAAGUAGAAGAUCUCUUUCCUUGUGAAAUAAAAGACAUUCAUAUGGUUAGGAAUUUUCCAUUUGCCAUCGUACGAUUACUCCAAUACCAUUAUUUACUUGAUAAGGAUUAUAAUGUCAUCUUACACAUGUUGACCGCGGAAGGCCUCAUACCAGUUGAAGGCCUCUCUCCAGGUUGGACUGAGAUCUAUGAGAGAUUUCAUUAUGGAAGAGUAUCAACAUUCUGUUUUCCAAGGAAGGUAUAUUUGCAUAGGAAGGUUCCAGGAGAUUCAACUAGUAUUCCAAGGUGCUGUCGCUAUUUGCAUUUGGAAAUUAAUCCUAGAGCGAUACCAUUUCGACUGCCGACCAUGCCAGUUGAGGUGAGCAAGAAGAUGAUAGCGUUGAUUUUACGAGAAGAUGAGGCAACGACACAAGAAGAUAUUGCAGAAAUGACAUUUCAAGUAUACAAAAAAAGGCGAACCAAAGCAGCAACUGCAAUAUCGAAGUUCCUCGACAAGAUGUCGGUAAGACUCGUACAUUUGCAUAUAUUAGUUGUAGAAACUAGUAUGAUCCAAUGCCUACCAAAUGAAAUUAGCAAAUUGGUUAGCUUGAGAUACCUCCAUCUUUCAAAGCUUGAGAUAGAAUUACUUCCGAAAUCACUUUUUGACCUACCUAAUUUGCAAAUUUUAAGUUUGCUUCAUUGCAAAAAUCUUCAAAAGAUGCCUGGACGAAUCCAUAAGCUUAAGAAGUUGAAGAUUUUAAAACUAGCUUAUUGCACAAAGCUUCAGCAGUUACCAAGAUCUAUAACAAGAAUCAAAAACUUGGAAGAGCUUAAUGUGGAAGGUUGUUGUUUUUUGAGGAAGCUACCGGAGGAUUUGGUCAGUUUUAAAUCACUGAGAAUCCUCAACGUUGCAGGAUGUGCAUCUUUGUCUCAAAUUCCCCAUGGGAUUGAGCAAUCAAUUGGCCUUCGUAAGUUGUCAAGAAUAUUUGUUGGUGUCAAUGAAGGUUUUGUUCUCACACAGUUGCAAGUUUUAACAAAUCUUCAGGAAAUAAGAUUACAAAACCUAGAACGAGCAGAGGAGAUUCAAAUUGAAGUGCUGAUGGGCCAACAAAGUCUUUGGGACUUGUCAUUACAUUGGGGUGGUGAAAAAAAAGAAGAAAGUUCUGAAUCAACUACAUCACUGCAGGUACUCGAAGCUCUUCGACCCAGCUUGCAGCUAAAAAGGCUAGAGAUCAUUUCUUAUAAGGGAGUGGAAUUUCCUACUUGGAUGAGUAAACAACAACUUGCUGGUUUCAAUUCUUUAGUUGAGGUCAGACUCAUCAAUCUCAAGAGGUGUGCUACGUUACCAUAA